Molecule: messenger RNA, 3217 nt
Organism: Budorcas taxicolor (takin)
Lineage: Eukaryota; Metazoa; Chordata; Mammalia; Artiodactyla; Bovidae
Gene: RCOR3
Product: REST corepressor 3
Exons: 12
Coding region: 153-1820 (555 amino acids)
Biological process (GO): regulation of transcription by RNA polymerase II; negative regulation of DNA-templated transcription
Cellular component (GO): histone deacetylase complex; transcription regulator complex
Molecular function (GO): transcription corepressor activity
Source: RefSeq, a predicted model, not a curated record
UCCAUAUUAACACCCUCCUCCUCCUCCUCCGCCGGCGCCGCCGUCUCCUCCUCCUCCUCCUCUCCUCUCCCGCCCGUGCUCGGAAGCCAUCUCCCCCUUCCCCCUGACGCCUACCUCUUCCCCCCUCACCUUUCCCCCUCCCCUCUUCUACCAUGCCCGGCAUGAUGGAGAAAGGGCCCGAGUUACUGGGGAAGAACCGAUCGGCCAACGGCAGCGCCAAGAGCCCGGCGGGCGGCGGCGGCGGCGGCGGCGCCUCGUCCACGAACGGCGGGCUGCACUUCUCGGAGCCCGAGAGCGGCUGCAGCAGCGACGACGAGCACGGUGAUGUUGGGAUGAGAGUCGGAGCAGAAUAUCAAGCUCGGAUCCCCGAAUUUGAUCCAGGUGCUACAAAGUACACAGAUAAAGACAAUGGAGGAAUGCUUGUGUGGUCUCCAUAUCACAGUAUCCCAGAUGCCAAAUUGGAUGAAUAUAUUGCAAUUGCAAAGGAGAAACAUGGCUACAAUGUGGAACAGGCACUUGGCAUGUUGUUCUGGCAUAAACAUAACAUUGAGAAGUCCCUUGCUGAUCUCCCUAAUUUCACUCCCUUUCCGGAUGAGUGGACAGUGGAAGAUAAAGUCCUAUUUGAACAAGCCUUUAGUUUUCAUGGGAAGAGCUUUCACAGGAUUCAGCAAAUGCUUCCAGAUAAGACAAUUGCUAGCCUUGUGAAAUAUUACUAUUCCUGGAAAAAAACUCGAUCUAGGACAAGCUUAAUGGAUCGCCAGGCUCGUAAACUAGCCAAUAGACAUAAUCAGGGUGACAGUGAUGAUGACGUGGAAGAAACACACCCAGUGGAUGGAAACGAUAGUGAUUAUGAUCCCAAAAAAGAAGCCAAGAAAGAGGGUAAUACUGACCAGCCUGUCCAAACUAGCAAGAUUGGACUGGGGAGGAGAGAAUAUCAGAGUUUGCAACACCGCCAUCAUUCUCAGCGUUCUAAGUGCCGUCCACCUAAGGGCAUGUAUUUAACCCAAGAAGAUGUGGUAGCUGUUUCCUGUAGCCCCAAUGCAGCCAACACCAUCCUGAGGCAACUGGACAUGGAGUUGAUCUCUUUAAAACGUCAGGUUCAGAAUGCUAAGCAAGUAAACAGUGCGCUUAAACAGAAAAUGGAAGGUGGAAUUGAAGAAUUCAAGCCUCCUGAGUCAAAUCAGAAAAUUAAUGCCCGUUGGACCACAGAGGAGCAGCUUCUAGCAGUGCAAGGUGUCCGCAAAUAUGGUAAAGAUUUUCAAGCUAUUGCAGAUGUAAUUGGCAACAAGACUGUUGGCCAAGUGAAGAACUUCUUUGUAAACUACAGGCGUCGGUUUAACUUAGAGGAGGUAUUGCAGGAGUGGGAAGCAGAACAAGGAACCCAGGCUUCUAAUGGUGAUGCUUCUGCUUUAGGGGAGGAGACAAAAAGUGCUUCUAAUGUGCCAUCAGGGAAGAGCACUGACGAAGAAGAGGAGGCACAGACCCCACAGGCUCCUCGGACUCUGGGUCCAUCACCUCCUGCCCCGUCAUCCACUCCAACACCAACAGCCCCCGUGGCCGCUCUGAACCAGCCACCACCACUUCUUCGUCCAACACUGCCUGCUGCCCCAGCUCUUCACCGGCAGCCUCCUCCACUCCAGCAGCAGGCUCGGUUCAUCCAGCCCCGGCCAACUUUAAAUCAGCCUCCGCCACCUCUCAUCCGCCCCGCUAAUUCCAUGCCUCCCCGUCUAAAUCCAAGGCCAGUGUUGUCCGCGGUUGGCGGCCAACAGCCACCAUCACUUAUCGGAAUUCAGACAGACUCACAGUCCUCACUGCACUAAAGUUAGAUUGGACAGAGCUGCAGUAACUUUUCACCCAUCACCACACCAGUGCUUCUCUGACUGUUGAUGCAAAAGAGGGAAGAAGAAUCCUUCUAGAUACUGAGGCUGCAAACUAAUUCUGUGGCCAGUGGGCUCUCGUAAGUGGAUGUGUAAGGAAUUUUUUAGUUCAUGCAACUAAAAUGUUAAACACAACAGAAGGCCUACAGUUAGCCUCCUUUCUAGAGUAUACAUUCAGCGACAUGAUCUCGUUAAAGGAAAAGAGACUAAGUAUUCUAUUUACCAAGGUUUUUUUGUUUUGUUUUUACUGUAUUUAUUUUAUUGAGAAUCUUUAUAUUCCUGCCUCUUCAUAGUCAAGGCUCUUAGUACAGGAAUAUUGACUUAGGAAUUGUGAAAACUCCUUAAGUUUCAUAAGUUAAGGAUGUUCAACUAUUUCUCUCUUUUUCUUUAAUUUAAUUUUUAACAACAUUUUCCUAUGUUAGGAGUGCAAGAAUAGAUAACCUUCAUUUCAGAUUUUGACAUAUGUUCAUUUAAUGCAUAUUUAAGCAAUUAUAGCUGCAUAUCCCUUUUUUCAAAGACUUGCUUUUUUUUCUAAAGGAAUUUAAAUACAUUCCUUUAAAAGAAAGCAAUUUUAUCAAUUGCAAAGCAAUUAUAUGAAACCACAAAGAAUGUACUGAACCUACUAACCCUUUAACAUACAGUUUAGGGUCCUAGUGCAAAGUCCUUGCUUAAAGGUCAUUGACUUGCCAUCUUUCAGUAGUAAGAGGAUGGGAAUAAUUAUUUUACAUACAAUGAGGACUUCAUUUGUUAAAGUACAGUGUCUUUAAGUUCCUUAAAAAUGGAGUUAAUGCUUUUUUUUUUUUAAUGUUUCUAAAUGCUAUCUGCUUUUAACUGGUAGUUGCCUCCAUUUGGGGACUUUAGAAGAGAAUUAUAUUUUGUCAGUUAUGUGAAAAUAGUGGUUCUGGAAGCAUUUAUUUACAAUACCCUUUUUGUGUUCUGAACUUUAAAUUGCCCUCAUACUUAUUAAUAUGGUCUGCAUUUAAUAUAAAAGAUGUUUUCUUGAUCAAUCUCUAUUGUACUAUUUGGAUACAUUUAUGUAUUCCUUGCAGCCAACCUGUACUCAUGGGUUUGGUUUAGGGUUAAAUCAUUAUUAUUUCAUAAAAUAAAUUUAAGGAUUUGUUCUGUGUUAUCCAAAGAUACAUCAGUAUAUUGUCACAAUUGUGCUGUUAAAGUGCUGAGACCCUUUUUAUAAAGAAACAAAAAUUUCAGGUCUUCUCAAUUCAACACAGAAUCAUUAAGCACCUACAAAGAAUAUUUUACAAGUGAUAGUAUUUCAACAAUGUAUUACUAAUAUUUUUGAUACAGUGAUUUCAUAUUGGAAUCAUGACCUGCCUGUGCAA